Messenger RNA from Staurois parvus, 1783 nucleotides. NCBI's taxonomy places the organism in Eukaryota, Metazoa, Chordata, Amphibia, Anura, Ranidae. The record is from the annotation of a GenBank genome assembly.
AUGUCCAAGAUGCCGGCUAAGAAGAAGAGCUGCUUCCAGAUCACCAGCGUCACCACGGCCCAGGCCGCCAGCAGCAUCACCGAGGACACCGAGAGCCUGGACGACCCUGACGAGUCCCGCACCGAGGACGUCUCCUCCGAGAUCUUCGACGUGUCCCGGACCACCGACUACGGGCCUGAGGAGGUGGUGGAGAGGAGCUCGUCCGAGGAGACCCUCAACAACGUGGGGGAGGCCGAAACCCCCGGGACCAUGUCACCCAACGUGCCGCACGAGGCGCUCCUCCGGGGGGCCCCCCUUCCUCCGACGGCUCAGCCCGCUCCGGCCCCCCCGCUCACCUCUCAGGCUUGCAGCUCCCGUUUCCGGGUCAUCAAACUCGACCACAGCUCCGGGGAGCCGUACCGGAGGGGGCGCUGGACGUGCACGGAGUACUACGACAAGGACUCGGACGGCAGCACUUUAAUCUCCCGGAGCGGGGGGGGACACCAUCCGCCACACCGGGGGCACCUAUGAUCACUCUGCUCCGGACAGAGACAGCGGCCUGGGGGCCACGGUUGGCGGCUCGGUGGUGGUGGUGUCAGUGUCGUCCUCCGUACACCCCGCACAUGACUCUAUAGCUGACACCAGCUCACUCAUCACCCAGCCCUCCCAGCAGUUUGUCAUCGGGCAGCCACCCAUGGGUGCUGGGGUGGUGGCCCAGGGUGCUGCUCAGCCCUUAGGUGGUGGAGUGGUGGCCCAGGGUGCCGCUCAGCCCAUGCAUCCUGCUGCGGUGAUGGUGCCACCACCAGGCCAGACCUACCUACCAAACCUUGUCCCAGGUGCCCCCCAGAACGUCUCCCUAACUCAGCAGACCAGCACAUCCGUCAGUCAGUCCCAGCCGUUCACUUACUCCCAGUCCCAACCAGGGCACGCGUUGGCCUCCGGUCAAGCCGAGUACGCCCAACACCGAACAGUUCUUCAGUCGCAAGGAACAACCCAAAAAGCUGCAACGUCCCUGAUUGCAGGUACUGGGGCUCCAUCCAGUCUUCCGGGCCAGCAGUUGCCAGCCGCUGGAGCGCCGCUUCUGGGCCUUCAUUCUAAAUCUAGUGACACGGCCAGCCAAGGAUCAGGGCUUGGGCAGACUCCCCAGACCCAUCCGGUUCAUAUGCAACAAGCAGGAGGAGGUGUGGCGCAGGCAACCGUGUCCUCCAUUGGUGCAGUGCAACAGAAAUCUAUAAGUCAACAGCAAGUGAGUGGGACUAGCAUAUUGGGCAGCCACCAUGCCAUGACCCCUGGAGUGCAGAACGUCCCCGUGGCUGUGCCUAGUACAGGGGUUUCUGGACUAUCAAGUAGUGUGCCUAGUGUGUCUGCUAUUCCUGUUACUAUGCCAAUUGCUCCUGCUACUUUUGUACAGUCCCCCUUGAGUAGCCAUACGUCUGUCAGUAGGAGUAACAGCCUAAUACCAACAGUUGGGCUUCCACCAGUGCAAGGUACAGCAAAUGUAAAUACAAGUCUGCCACAGUCAAACAUUAGUCAGUUUCAGACUCAGCCGUUGGCUGGUCAGAUUGAUGACCGAAGAAAAUCGGAACCUCUACCUCAGCCGUCAAUGCCCCUGAUUUCUGAGAAGUCUUUUGUGAAGGUUCCUAUCACGGACACUCUAACAAACCCUCUUCAUUUACCCGUUUUUGGUUUACCUAUUCCUGUUGAUGGUGAGGAUGACAGGAAUCCUUCCUCAGCUUUCUAUGAAGCAUUUCAAGUGAAGUUCCAGGGUUCAAAGAAACUGGGUGAUAGGUAUGACAUUAAAAUG